Molecule: messenger RNA, 694 nt
Organism: Beta vulgaris subsp. vulgaris (sugar beet)
Lineage: Eukaryota; Viridiplantae; Streptophyta; Magnoliopsida; Caryophyllales; Amaranthaceae
Exons: 4
Coding region: 140-463 (107 amino acids)
Biological process (GO): calcium ion transport; endoplasmic reticulum calcium ion homeostasis
Cellular component (GO): Golgi apparatus; endoplasmic reticulum membrane
Source: RefSeq, a predicted model, not a curated record
ACGUGGCAGGCACCUAAGGAAUUAAUUACACGAAGACCGCAUCAUAAUAAAUAAAUCAAAAAUCAUAUAGGAAAAGAAUUUGUAUUACCUUCCGUAGAAGACCUGGUUCUGCUUGGCUCUCCAACGAAAUCUGUCUUCCAUGGCUUACGUCGAGAGGGGUGUUGUUAAGUCGAAGCAAUCACUAUGGCGUUUGAAGACAUUUUCUGAUUUUUUCUGGUCUAUUGUCAACUUCAUUGUAGUUUUCUUUACAACAAUGUUCUCGAUGGAGCAGUCAGAUGCUUAUAAGAAAUUAUCUGGGUCCAGCAAGAAAUGGGAUGGUGGUGGCCCUGGUGGUGGAAGGGGCCCAUAUGGUGGUGGGCCUCCUGGACCGCCACGUGGGUUAGACAACGUUCGUGGAUUGAGGGACGUUCGUGGUGCAGAUCAUAGCUCACUUCCCGCCUGUGGUUCCUGCUGCGGUGGCUAAAAAAUAUAUAUCAUAAUGUCCUCGUUGUUGCCCUUCUGAUUUCUAUUGGAAUUGUAUCGUGAGUCGUGACGUCGUGUGUAUAAACUUGAAAACUUCCAUAAACUCUGGCUUUAGGAAAUUGGGACUGCUCUUUAGUUUGUUGAUAUACCUUGUAAUAUCACUUAAAUCUACAUAACAGCUGAUCAUGUGAUAAUACGAACUCCCAUCUGAAUUUGUGCGGUGUUAAUUUUA